This is a messenger RNA of Liolophura sinensis, 2094 nucleotides long. Its product is annotated as MTRF1L release factor glutamine methyltransferase-like. The record is from RefSeq and is a predicted model, not a curated record. Lineage: Eukaryota; Metazoa; Mollusca; Polyplacophora; Chitonida; Chitonidae. Bases 21 to 989 code for a protein of 322 amino acids. Gene Ontology annotation, cellular component: mitochondrion. Gene Ontology annotation, molecular function: protein methyltransferase activity; nucleic acid binding. Gene Ontology annotation, biological process: protein methylation. The transcript is spliced from 9 exons.
GUGUGGCGAGUCCAUGCAGCAUGAGAUGUGUUAAUGCGUUUUUAUAUAAAGUUAACUUGUGUAAACAAGCACGCUGUAUUUCAAACACAUGUAGUGGCUAUGCAAAUAUCACUGUAGAAGAGCUGAUUUCUAAAUGGCAAGGUCGUUUCCUGAAAUGUAGUAUUCCUGAGCCCACAUGUUCAGUUGAGCUUUUGACAGCUCAUGCCCUUGGAAGAAAAACUCUCAAUGAAGUUUCACCAACUCAAGUGUUGUCUGAAGAACAAGUGACGCGUGUUGAUGAACUGUGCACGAACAGAUUGACAAGAUUGCCCGUGCAAUACCUUAUUGGAGAAUGGGAUUUUCUGUCACUCACACUGAAAAUGAAGCCACCAGUAUUUAUUCCGAGACCAGAGACAGAGGAACUUGUCACUCUGGUCCGUGAGGGUAUCAAACACGUGGGCGCAAACUACACAACGUUACAGUUCUUGGAUAUUGGCACAGGAACUGGCGCCAUUGUGAUUGCCUUGCUCGAUCUUUUUCCCGAGGCCAGGGGCGUUGGUGUGGAUACACUCCCGGCCGCCUGCAUUUUGACGGCAGAAAACGCCGAGCUGAUUGGCGUAAACAACAGACUCACUGUUCUCCAUGCGACUCUUAGCAACGACAUCUACGAUUGGACCAAAUUGACGGAAUCCUUUGGCAAAUUCGAUGUGAUUGUCAGCAACCCGCCAUAUAUUCCAAGUGGCAUUGUGGGUGAUUUAGAACCGGAAAUAACAAGAUAUGAACACCACAGUGCCCUGUUUUCUGGAGAGGACGGCAUGCACUUUAUAAAGCAAAUUCUUCAAAACACAUCAGAUCUUCUAAAGUCUGCAGGGUCCCUUUGGCUUGAGGUUGACCUUAAACAUCCCCAGUUAGUUCGCCAGUAUGUCCAGGAACACGAUGUCGGAUUGACCUACGUAAAAACACACCGUGAUUUCACAAAUAGGGUAUAUAUGGCAUACACACACACCUGAAAUUCUGCGAUGACACUGGUAUGGUUGGUGUUGUUUGAUUACUGACAAACUGAUAUCGCAAAAGCGAAUGAACGUUAGAAUCCAGGGCAGAAUCCGUUAGAGAACACUUGGGAUAUGCCUGGCCAUGGGAUACAAACACCGCAUUCUCCUGCACAAAAUGUGAGAGAACUGGGGAAAGCUUUGCGUCAGGAGGGCAGGUCCGACAUCUGAUUGGAGGAACGAGACCCAGGGUGGAGACCAGUAACCUGGAUACAUGGAGGCUGUGCGCGAGUUAAUAUACAGUUAAUGUAGCCGUGUUCCAUACUUGAAAGACAUAUUUUUUAAGCAUUCUUAAGCUUAAUGGGAGAUCUGUUUGUUAGCAAUCUCAUGUCAUGUGUUACGGCACAAUUCCAGGGAGGGUUCUUGUUUGUAUAAAGUAGAUUUUGUACAUUCACAUUAUAUAUAUUUAUAUAUAGUGCAUAAUUUGUACACUUUGCACAAAGUGUAUAAGAUCAAAACGUAUUUCUUUUGCAGAGGAAGGUUUUGCCAUUUAAUGAAAUGCUCCUGAAUCAAAGACGAGUGGUUCUCCUACAAUCUGUGGCCCAUGCAAAGGCAUCUGGCAUUAAUUAUCCAUUUCCAUUUAGACAGCUAACGCCAAACUGCGUGAUUGUAACCCAAAUGUAACCCGUACUUUAUAUUGCUUGACAUUAUAUGGUGUUUUUAUACCUAAAUUUAUAGCAUCACUUUUGUUGUAAAAUGUGUUGUUUUUACUCCAUAGUGGUGAAUAUUUCCUCAAUCCCCUAAAGUGAAAUAACGAUAUUAUUCUACUCGACAUGGCUUAUACAGCUGUUCCACAUAUACUCUGCUUAUUUUCCAUGCAGAUUUAUUCAGUAUGAAUAUUAUAUUUUGCGCACACAGCUUAUGGUGUGGCAGGUUGAAAUACAACUGUCGCUGGUGGUUCAGCCUCUGUUUUAAGUCACAGUGCCAGGUAUAUACCUGGCGAAGGGCGGUUGUUUACUCCCGGCACUGAAGUUUCCUCAAGUUAUAUAUGCCUGUCCGCCGUCGUACGAGCGGAAUAUUAUUGCAUAUGGUGUUGAGUACCAAUCAAAUAAAUAAAUACAAUGAA